Impatiens glandulifera is the source of this 1362-nucleotide messenger RNA. RefSeq lists its product as uncharacterized. The transcript has 3 exons. Lineage: Eukaryota; Viridiplantae; Streptophyta; Magnoliopsida; Ericales; Balsaminaceae. The coding region runs from base 523 to 1155 and encodes 210 amino acids. The record is from RefSeq and is a predicted model, not a curated record.
ACCUUUAUGAUUAUCGACGGUUGUCCUCUCUGUUCAAGAAUCUUUCACUCUGUUUGGCUCGCACAAUGGAUGCUGUACCGGCCUAGCUUUCGCCGUAACCCAAGAUCUCUACACAUCUCUCAGCUGAUUCACGCUAGAAGAGAGUAGUUCCACUUCGUCUUCUUUUUGAAUGUCCAAAUACGAGCUUGGCAAUUGCAUUAAGAAGUCAGAAGUGUGAUUUUCUCCAUAAACUUUGCAAUUGAAAUGCCAAACAGCUGCUCUUCUUCUUCUUAAUUUUGUCUUUUCCUUGUGUUCAAAAUGUCUUUUCUAUUUUUUACUUUUCUUUCAAUUGUAAAUAUACAUAUUAACAGAAUUAGAUUAUUGGUUUGGUUGAUGAAGCUGGUGUGAUUAUGGAACAAAUGGAAAUAGGUCAUUUGAGAAGAGAAGACAAGACAAGACAAGAGAAGAGAGGAUUAAUCAUGUUUAAGCAAUGAACUUAUUAAAUUGUAGUUGUUAUUUGGAGAAGGUAGCUGCAAACCCCAGAUGAGUAGAGUAGAAGGGAUGUUAUUUGCAGCAGAAGGAGGUGGCUUUUUCUGUUCGUCAGCUUCUGGAUAUAGUAAAGGUUUGGCCAUACUUCUUUUAGGUCAAAUGUACGAAGAUCCCUUGAGAGAUCAUUCCAUCUUCAGGCAUUACAAUUUGACAGACCAGCAUCAUCAGAAGUCUCACCCUGAUCUUCAGCUGGCUUCUAGAAAGGACUGGCUUGUUCGCAAGUGUGCUUCCUUUGUCUGUUUCGGUGGUGGCCGUGCUGCUGCUGCUGCAGGACUUGAAAGAUCAUCAUCUCCAGUAAAAGUAGUUCCUCCUACACAGCAGCAAGGACACAUAGAUGAUGAUGAGUUAUUUAAUAGCAAGGAUGAUGAUGAUGAUGCUUCGAGAAUAAAGAUCUUAAAGAGUAGCUUGAAGAAACUAUCAACUACCAUUUCAUUCUCCAGCGAAAAACUGCAAGAUGAUAUUCAUAUCUCCCAUCAGACAGCAGAAUGUAAGAGGAAAGUGCAAUGGACCGAUACUUGUGGUGGAGAGCUGGCUGAGAUUCAAGAAUUUGAGCUCAGCGAGUCAGGUGGUUCAGAUGGCGAAUUUAACCAUGGGAAUGAACAGAGAUGCUUGUGCAGAUUAAUGUAGUAGAUAUUACUACCAACUCAUGUGUUCAUCUUCUUCUUCAAGAGUGAGAGAGAAAUCUAUGGUUUUAGUAAUUACUCUUUUUCUAUCUGCUAUUUUGCUAUAUGCUGAUUUAGGUGUUUUUUUCCUAAUUAAGCAAUGAUACAAGCAAGCCCCCCAUAACAGCGAUCUGUUUACUUAGUCUAUCUCAUAUGCAGUCAUUUUCAUUCA